AUGGGCGGCCUGAAUCUCGAAGUCUUCAAGUUCGGCAUGUACGUCAUGUUCCCCAUCGGCAUCAUGUACUACUUCGGCACGAACCUGGACGCGCGCUUCUCGGUGCCCGACUUCUGGCCCAAGCCCGAGCAGGCCAACAGCGUGCCGCUCGACCGCGACGAGAUCCACGCCGAGCUGCAGCGGCUGCGCGCGCGACGGCUUUAUUUGAGGGAUCGGAGGCUUGAGGACGAGGCGCGGAGGCCGCAACCACCACAGGCAACUAGGGGGGAGGAUGAUGGGGGCGAGUCUUGA
Messenger RNA from Anthostomella pinea, 291 nucleotides. NCBI's taxonomy places the organism in Eukaryota, Fungi, Ascomycota, Sordariomycetes, Xylariales, Xylariaceae. The record is from the annotation of a GenBank genome assembly.